AGAAGGGACAACCAGAAAAUCAUCGUUUGAGCGUCAGAGGAGAAAAGAAAACACAGAAGUUAAUUCUAAAAGGCCUCCAGUCCCUGCCUCUGGUGGGUGUUUCGUCUUUGGUGCUUUAUGGAGCCAGUUGCUUCUUCGCAUUUCUCCCUGCCAGGCUCCCUUCUCUUCUUCCACCUCCUCAGCUCGUUUGCACCGGUCUCAGUCCCGUUUACUGUCCUGGGACCCACUGAUCCAGUCCUGGCCAUGGUGGGAGAAAACACCCGUUUACCCUGCCACCUGUCACCGGAGAAAAACGCUGAGGAAAUGGAAGUGCGCUGGUUCCGGAAGCAGUUUUCGCCUGCGGUGUUCGUGUACAAGGGCGGGCGGGAGAAGACGGAGGAGCAGAUGGAGGAGUACCGGGGAAGAACAACCUUUGUAAGCGAAGAUAUCACCAGGGGGAACGUGGCGCUGAUCAUACACAAUGUCACAGCCCAUGACAAUGGCGAUUACCGAUGUUAUUUCCAAGAAGGCAGAUCCUAUGACGAGGCCAUCACGAGCCUGAAGGUGGCAGGCCUGGGCUCUAAGCCCAUUAUUGAAAUGAAGGGCCAUGAAGAUGGAAGCAUCCGGCUGGAGUGCACAUCUACAGGAUGGUACCCACAACCCCACGCGGUGUGGAGGGACCCUUAUGGUGAGAUCAUGCCCUCCCUGGACGAGGCUUACCCUGCAAAUGCAGAUGGCCUCUUCCUGGUCACCUUGGCUGUGAUCAUCAGGGACCACUCUGUGAGGAACGUGUCCUGCUCCAUCAACAACACCCUGCUCAACCAGGAGAAGGAAACUGUGAUUUUCAUUCCAGAUUCCUUUACUCCCAGCACAUCUCCCUGGAUGGUGGCCCUGACUGUCGUCCUGCCUUCUCUGCUUCUUUUUGUCUCUGCGACCAUCUGUCUCAUCAAGAAACUCCAUAGGGAAAAAGAGAUUCCGUCGGUACAAAAGGAGGUUGAAAAUGAAGAGAAAGAAAUUGCACAGCAACUUCAAGAAGAAUUGCGAUGGAGAAGAAGUCUCCUACAUGCGGCGGAUGUGGUCCUGGACCCAGACACCGCCCAUCCCGAGCUCUUCCUGUCAGAGGACCGGAGAAGGGUGAGGCGGGGCCCCUCCAGGCAGAGCGUGCCUGACAACCCGGAGAGGUUUGACUGUCAGCCUUGCGUCCUGGGCCUAGAGAGCUUCUCCUCAGGGAGACAUUACUGGGAGGUGGAGGUUGAAAACGUGAUGGUGUGGGCUGUGGGGGUUUGUAGAAACAGUGUUGAGAGGAAAGGAGAGAUCCUACUGCUUCCUCAGAAUGGCUUCUGGACCCUGGAGAUGUUUGGGAACCAGUACCGUGCCCUGUCCUCCCCUGAGAAGAUUGUCCCCUUGAAAGAACGCCUUCACCGAGUGGGCGUCUUCCUGGACUAUGAAGCUGGAGAUGUGUCCUUCUAUAACAUGAGGGACAGGUCGCACAUCUAUACCUGUCCCCGUUCGCCCUUCUCUGAGCCCCUGAGGCCCUUCUUGAGGCUGGGGUCUGAUGACAGCCCCCUCUUUAUCUGUCCAGCAUUUACAGGCGCCCAGGGGGUCACGGUGCCUGAGGGCGGCCUGGUCCUUCACAGGGCAGAGACCCACCACAGCCUCUGGGACCAAUUCCCUGGUCUCAGAGCCAAGUAGAGAAGCCCAGGCCACCUCUACUAUCACAGCGUAGCGUCCCCUGGAGGAGAACCACCCUCCUUCCUUCUGGUCAUGGAAGAGAAUCUCCUCCAGAGGUCCCCUGGACAUCUACA
Molecule: messenger RNA, 1784 nt
Organism: Phacochoerus africanus (Common warthog)
Lineage: Eukaryota; Metazoa; Chordata; Mammalia; Artiodactyla; Suidae
Product: butyrophilin subfamily 2 member A2-like
Exons: 8
Coding region: 118-1671 (517 amino acids)
Biological process (GO): regulation of cytokine production; T cell receptor signaling pathway
Cellular component (GO): external side of plasma membrane
Molecular function (GO): signaling receptor binding
Source: RefSeq, a predicted model, not a curated record